GUGCUCUGUGAGUUUUUGUCGUCGCUAAGGCAAUCAAAAAACAACGAUAAACAACAAUGUUUGUUGGCAAAUAAAUUAAAAAAUCGGCGAAAAAUACAAAAAAAAUUGUGUGUACGCGUAGUGUUGUAAGUAAAAGCGUUUGUAAAAGUAAGCGAAAAAGCGACAUGAGCAACAUUCCGCAGCCAAUAGUAAUUUUUCCUUCGGGGUCCCUGUAUGUGGGCGAUUUACACCCUGAUGUCACUGAAGCGAUGCUUUAUGAGAAAUUUUCCAGUGUAGGAUCAUUGGCCUCGCUUAGAGUAUGUCGCGACUCCCGAACCAAGCAAUCCCUUGGCUAUGGUUACGUGAACUUCAGCACUACUCUGGAAGCCGAAACCGUAUUAGAUACGAUGAAUUUUGAUCUAUUGAAAGGCAAACCUAUCAGGAUUAUGUGGAGCCAACGGGACCCCACAUUGCGAAAGUCUGGCAUUGGGAACUUGUUCAUCAAAAAUCUGGACAAGAACAUCGAUAACAAAGCCAUGUACGAUACGUUUUCCGCAUUCGGACACAUCCUCAGCUGCAAAGUGGCUCUGGAUGAUGAUGGAUGUUCAAAGGGGUAUGGAUUCGUGCACUUUGAAACCGAGGAUGUUGCAAACAAAGCAAUUGAAAAGGUCAACGGCAUGUUGCUCAACGGGAAAAAGGUGUAUGUGGGCAAGUUUAUACCGAGAGCGGAGCGUGAAAAGGAGUUGGGAGAAAAAUCAAGACAAUUCACCAACGUCUAUGUGAAGAACUUCGGCCAAAUUAUGCCGGACGAAAAGUUCCACGAGCUGUUUUCCCAAUUUGGCAACGUGACCAGCAGCUUGGUCGCUCGUCAUCCGGAUGGAACCAGCAAAGGCUUUGGAUUUGUGGCUUACGAUGAUCCAAAAGCCGCCGAUUUGGCAGUUUCAGAAAUGAAUGGACGGGAUUAUGAUGGUCGCACUUUGUAUGUUGGCCGCGCGCAGAAAAAGGCUGAAAGGUUGAACGAAUUGCGAAAACGAUACGAACUGGAGAGAAUUGAGAGAUUCACAAAGUUCCAAGGUGUCAACCUUUACGUGAAGAAUCUGGAUGAUAUUUUUACCGAUGAGAAGCUCAAGGCGGAAUUUGAGUGCUUUGGCGAGAUUACGUCUGCUAAGGUGAUGAAAGAGAAUGGUAGAUCUCGUGGAUUUGGCUUCGUGUGUUACACAGCGCCCGAAGAAGCUAGCAAGGCCAUCCAGGAAAUGAAUGGGAAAAUUGUGGGCUCCAAGCCCCUCUAUGUCGCAAUGGCGCAAAGAAGGGAAGCUAGACGAGCAUUCCUGACAACUCAGUAUGUUGCAAGGGCUCAUGCAGCCAGACAACAGGGAGGCCUCCAAUUUACGGGCGGGCCUUCCUAUCUGCUCUCCGCCGUGGCUCAAGGGCCCCGCCUAUUUGGACCUGCUCCCACUAUGCGCCCAGCUCCUAGAUGGUCAACAUUGCAAGCUCUCCCUCGCCCCCCCAAUGGACCUCACUUUGGAAUGCCCCUAUUACCAACGUCGCCUUACAGAACAUCCGCCAGACCGGCCCCUAUGCGGACUCACGCGCGUCCGAUAACUGGCUCUUCCGGUCCAACAGCACGUCCAAAUUCCAAAUACACAACCAGGCAUGGCCCAGAGGUCUCAAUAACUGACCCUAGAUUAAACCAUGCGGCCCCACAAGAACAAAAGCAGAUUAUAGGCGAACAAUUAUUUAGCAUCGUGGAAAAGCUUAAACCAGAGCUGGCAGGGAAAAUCACAGGAAUGCUACUGGAAAUCGACAACUCGGAGCUGCUCAAUAUGAUCAAAAACCAUGAAUCUCUUAGGGCGAAAGUUGAAGAAGCGAUAGCGGUUUUGGAGGCGCACAAAGCAAGCAACAAGGGGGUUGCGGUUCAAGACUAAAACAGACCAGAUAUGUUGUACUUCAGUUUUUGUUGCUGCGGGUGUUUUUAUGUCGGUAGUUUUAAGGUGUUGUAGAAGUGGAUAAGUUAAGGCCACUGUUAACGCGUUUGAUGAAGGCAUGAGUUGUUUCUAUGCCUUCUGAGUUGUACUGUUGAUGCUUAGAAUGAAGCAAGUUUCAAAGUCCUUGGUUUCUCAAUGUUGCCUGUUUACACCGAUUUAGUGAUUAAAACGGCAUUCGUUCAAGUGUUGAA
Messenger RNA from Dendroctonus ponderosae (mountain pine beetle), 2155 nucleotides. RefSeq names its product polyadenylate-binding protein 4-like. Gene Ontology annotation, cellular component: cytosol; cytoplasmic stress granule; ribonucleoprotein complex. The record is from RefSeq and is a predicted model, not a curated record. NCBI's taxonomy places the organism in Eukaryota, Metazoa, Arthropoda, Insecta, Coleoptera, Curculionidae. The transcript is spliced from 9 exons. Gene Ontology annotation, molecular function: mRNA 3'-UTR binding; poly(A) binding; poly(U) RNA binding. The coding region runs from base 165 to 1904 and encodes 579 amino acids.